AUGCAAGGACAAUCUGGGGACAUCCGACCAAAAGACGCUUCCCAGAGGCUGGCGAGCUACAUACGAAUUGCCACGAACGCUCUUAAGAACGGGAUGGACCCCAAUGAAGCCCUCCGGGAAGUUGACGCCGACGACCUACAUCUACAAGAAGCUGCGGUCCAAAUUGUUCUAAUACUGUGGAAAGCAGUACCAAAGGCUAACUCCAUUGGUUCUCCCUCUGUCGAAACGUCAGGGACUUUGCCCGACACUACAGGCGGUGGUGACCCUUCGAGAGGCCCGAACGCUAAUCCCGUCGGUUCUCCCUCUAUAGAAAUGCCAGGGACUUCGCUCAACGGCGUAGGUGAGGGUGACCCUUCGAGCACUGUUAUCGAAUGGUUUUUGCCUGGAAUCCUGUCUGGAAACUCGGCCUCGCUCUUCUCUCUCUUCCUCAUGCCUCCAAUUCCCUCGUUCGACCUUACCGAUGGCGCCCGCCUUACCGAAGCCUUUGGGAGAUACUGUCAAAACACUCUCAGACGACGGUUCGACAGCAAAGUUGUCCCGAUCCCAACGGAUAUCACACCGGGUCUGCGAGCUGAAGGUGUACAGAUUGUGAACGUUGUAGAAAAGGCUUGGGAUGGCAUGCCUUUGGUGCUCAAAUGGAACCUUUCCGACUAUUUUCGAGACCAGGUUAACGCUUCCGAAUCGCACAGGCGGGAAACUCAGCACAGAUACGCGCCGCUAGGAAAGCGCUGUAGCACUGGCCUCCUACCACUGAUCACCGACACCCAGCUCUUCGUGGAUGCCAGUGGAAACGUGGGUCUGUGGUACCUUCCGGGGAUUUUGUCGAGGCAGCGUGAGGAAAAUAUGCUGCGUGCUCUCAAAGCGUUCUCGGAUCACGCCCAAACGUGUCUCGCAAAGCUUCCUGAAGACGAAGGUCUAAACCGCUACCAAGAAUCCCCAAGCUUCGCGCUCGCCAGUGGCGUCACUUCACUCUCCUUGCUCAAGUACGCACCUUCCAUCAACCGCCCUGGUGCCUCACGAGAGUUUUUGGGCAGUUCCGCACCCCCGACCCUUCAGCUCCUUCAAGACACCAUGGAGACGUUUGUCGUAUUGGGAGGCAUCAUCGCUGUCACUCAGCCCUGGCUAUUCGACGCCGGUCUGUCAAUACUCGAAAUGCUACAUGGGCGCCGCAUUCCUGUCUCUGACCCCAUCAACCUUCGUCGAGUCAUCGGAUUCUGGACAUCACCCUUCACGACCUUCGACCUCAUUAUCAACCGCGAAACCGUGCCUCAACGCAACAUCCAAAGUCCGUGGUGGGCGUACGACCUGGUCUGGACCUUGGGUAAUCACAACGGACGCCUUGAGUGCCCAGGUUUGGGCUAUCGGUUCUUGGUGCAGGGUGGAACCAUCUUGGUGGGGGUGUUUGGAUGUCUGGAAUUCGGUAUAGCCCCUUCCAGAGGAGAGCAGGUAAACAUCAUUUGCAGCUCGUACGAAAAGGUCCUUGAUUUGAGUCCUCAUCACUUUAAUCCCAACCCUCCAACUCUAUCGAAAUGGCAGCGUUUCUUUUCCCAGUCGGAUGUACAAGCACAUGGUAUCAGUAGCUAA
Molecule: messenger RNA, 1584 nt
Organism: Coprinopsis cinerea okayama7#130
Lineage: Eukaryota; Fungi; Basidiomycota; Agaricomycetes; Agaricales; Psathyrellaceae
Exons: 7
Coding region: 1-1584 (527 amino acids)
Source: RefSeq, a predicted model, not a curated record